Formica exsecta is the source of this 2480-nucleotide messenger RNA. RefSeq names its product protein tyrosine phosphatase type IVA 1. Gene Ontology annotation, molecular function: phosphatase activity. Gene Ontology annotation, biological process: protein dephosphorylation. Bases 1236 to 1763 code for a protein of 175 amino acids. Gene Ontology annotation, cellular component: nucleus. Lineage: Eukaryota; Metazoa; Arthropoda; Insecta; Hymenoptera; Formicidae. The record is from RefSeq and is a predicted model, not a curated record. The transcript is spliced from 6 exons.
UGUGCUAUUUUGAUCGCCACGCUGCUGUGGCUGGCCCAGAUUCGAUACGACCGUCGUCGCCGCAACGAGUGCGCGAUAUCAUUCUCGGGGCCUCACAUCCAUGCGUAUCUAACAGCUUUUACCUUUUACGAGAGACGGGAAGCGAGUCUUCCUCGCGAGUCGAAGAUAAAUUUUUUUAUAACGGAAACAAUCCGCGAUUGUAGUCAAUCGUGCGAAGUGUAAGACAUUGACGUUAGUUGACGCGAUUGCAAGAAACAGUCGUGACACUUGUCAAAAGCUGAAAACACGUGGAAGGAUAUGAACGAUCAUCUCGUUGGAUCCUGAGCGGUGAAUUUUAGGCGGUCUCGCCAAAGUGCGCGCGCAAAUAUUAAAAUGUGACUUUUCCUCUUUGUGAUGUGGUGCGGUGAUCUCGUCACGUUGCUACGCGAUUUUUGAUCGCGUGACAAUACUGACAUUUAGAUUAUAAUUAUCUCCGAGAACGCUUUCGUGACCUUGAAGAUUAUUUUUCUCGUCAAAUGAUUAUAAGUUUCCUGGUGAGUGCAUCCUCACAUACAUGGAGUUUCAGUUGGAUAGCGCAGAGUAUUGCCAGGCUCAACACAAAUAGAGAGACACGCUCCACAUACUCCCUGACAAUUAUUAGGUACUCUUAGAACAAAGAGAAGAAGGGUAGAAACAUCUUGGAGGGUGGAAAGAAGGAUAUUAAAGUAGAAGAAUUAUCACGCACCGGGGAAGCCAGAAAAAUCAUCGACUAGUCAUCACGCAAGACACAUAGAAGAAUUUAAUAGAAAUUAUUAAUUUACAUUAGUAGAUGCAAGCAUUGUAGAGAUACUGAGCGCACCUGGAGCACCCAGUGCCAAAUAGAUAAUCUUCCGCGAAUUAUAGUCAAAAAGUCUCAAGUAGGAAGGAUAAAGCGCAUAUCAACACCGCCUAAUGUAACGUAGCCCUUACACUUUCGGCGAAGUUCGCACCCCGACAACCCUUCCUAAGAUCUACAUGUAAACCCGUGGUUCUGUCCUCUGUAAAAAAAUAAGAUAUUCUAUUAGUUAAAUGAGAAACAACUCUAUAAGACUGACAUUUAAUGGGCUAAGUUGUCAAAUCCAGCCUUUGUCGCUUCGUAUAGUGUGGCACACGUAUGUGAGAGACUUUGAAAGACAAGUUAUAUAAGAUCUUUAAGAGAGUUAAAAACAAAAGAAAGAAGAUAGAUAAUACAACCAUCUCUCCAUCUUAAGGAGGAAAUGAGCAACAUGAGGGUGAAGGAUAUCAGACCGGCGCCCGCCGAGAUUGAAUACAAAAAUAUGAAGUUCCUCAUUACUGAUCGGCCCAAUGAUCAAACCAUCCAUACCUUUAUCCAAGAACUGAAAAAGCAUAAUGUGAAGGAAGUGGUCAGAGUUUGCGAACCAACGUACAAAGUCGAGGAACUCAAGUCGGAAGGGAUCAAUGUGAUAGAUUUGGUAUUCGACGAUGGUACAUUUCCACCAAACGAGGUAGUGGAUGAAUGGUUCGAAUUGCUAAAAAAUCGAUUCCGGGAAUCACCUGAUGCAUGUGUGGCAGUACAUUGCGUCGCAGGUCUCGGUAGAGCACCGGUUUUGGUUGCAAUAGCUCUCAUCGAGCUCGGACUCAAGUUCGAAGAUGCUGUUGCCCUCAUCAGAGAGAAAAGACGAGGCGCCAUAAACGCAAAGCAGUUGACUUUUCUUGAAAAGUAUCGUCCCAAGUCUCGAUUGAAGCUCAAGAAUGGACAAAAAAAUUCUUGUUGCAUCCAAUAGAUCAAAGAAUUUUUCAAAGGAAAAAAAAAGAAAAGAGAAAAAGUGGGAAGAGAAAAGUCACUAAUCCACAUACCGAUUGAUAUAAAUGUAUAGGUUUUUGCGCCUGAAAACAAGUGGCAUAUUGUAGCAAAUCUAUUCUGAAUGGCCUAUCAAUGGAAAUGCAAUCGUGAUAAAUGUCAAUAAAUUUUGAGGCACUUUUUUUGCACUAAUCAUCUAUUCUAAAUUUUUGAGGCAAGUCAUUAACAAGUGAAUAUAGCUUCAAAUUGUUGUUGGUUCCUUUUGUGAAAUGAUCGCAUACUUAUUUUUGAUACUUGAUCGAUAUUAUAUUAAAUACAUAAUGGGACAAAAAUUAAGCCUUGAAAUAGUAAUAACUAUUUUUAAAACACUUGAAAAUCUCGAUUACAUUAUUGUCAUUCAGCCUUAGUGAUUUCUAAAUUAUGACUUCUAAAUUGUGAGUUAUUAUUCAUGAUAUGUGUACAUUUAUUAUAUAAUAUACCUUUAUUUUCUUUCUUAAUAUACACAAAAGAUAAAAACAAGUAUAGAAUAAACGUGCGCGCAAAAUAUAAUUUAUUUAAUUUAAAAAAGAACAAUAUAGGAAUUAUAAUUGUAAUUAUAAUGAACAUGUGCAGUAGUAUGUACAUUAUCAGUUUGUUAACGUUUCAUUGAGAUGACAAAUUAUAUUGUGUUUUUUGAAAUAUAUAUAAAAGAUAUGUAAAA